Protobothrops mucrosquamatus (brown spotted pit viper) is the source of this 1252-nucleotide messenger RNA. It is a transcript of the gene ABLIM3, whose product is annotated as actin binding LIM protein family member 3. Gene Ontology annotation, molecular function: actin filament binding. Gene Ontology annotation, cellular component: actin cytoskeleton; stress fiber. Lineage: Eukaryota; Metazoa; Chordata; Lepidosauria; Squamata; Viperidae. The record is from RefSeq and is a predicted model, not a curated record. The transcript has 15 exons. Gene Ontology annotation, biological process: lamellipodium assembly; cilium assembly; cytoskeleton organization. The annotation marks the transcript as partial.
CACAGAAGAACUUCAGAGACAUCCAUAUCCCCUCCUGGCUCCAGCAUUGGUUCUCCCAACCGAGUCAUUUGUGCUAAAGUGGAUAAUGAAAUCCUUAAUUACAAAGAUUUGGCUGCUCUUCCCAAGAUUAAAGCCAUCUACGAGGUGCAACGCCCUGACCUCAUUUCUUAUGAGCCUUAUCACAGAUACACUUCGGAUGAAACACUGGAGAGAUAUAGCUAUGGGGAGUCUCUUGGAACCUUGUCUCCAUAUUCUCAGGAUAUUUAUGACAGCAUGGACAUCAGGCAGAGGCGAGCAUCCAGCCCAGGCUACAUAGACUCACCCACCUACAGUCGCCAAGGCAUAUCUCCCACCAUCCCACGCUCUCCACAUCAUUAUUACCGCUCAGGGACAGAGAGUGGACGCAGCUCCCCCUACUAUAGCCAGUUAGAUGUGAGGUCUUCUACACCAACCUCAUACCAAGCUCCUAAGCAUUUCCACAUUCCAGCUGCUGCAGAGAGUAACAUCUACCGGAAACCACCCAUCUAUAAAAGACACGAUUCCCACUCUGCAGCUACAAAAAGCAAAACUAGUGAAGACAUCUCUCAGACCUCCAAAUAUAGUCCAGCUUAUUCUCCAGAUCCAUAUUAUCACUCAGAAACAGAGUACUGGACUUUUCAAGGUUCACCCAAAGCUCCCCGAGUUCGAAGAUUCUCAUCAGGAGGAGAAGAAGAUAGCUUUGAUCGAGGGAUGCACAGAAUCCAGACAGGAAUUGGCCGAUUGAUACUGAAGGAAGAAAUGAAGGCCCGUGCUAAUUCAUACAUGGACCCUUGGACGCCUCCCCGCAGUUCAGCGAGUAGCAGAGAAGCUCUUCAUACAGCAGGCUACGAGAGCUCCUUAAAUGGCUCACCCCGGUCACACUACCUGGCAGACAGUGAUCCCCUCAUUUCAAAAUCUGCUUCUCUUCCUGCUUACAGAAGGAAUGGGAUGCAUAGGCCUCCCAGCGCUGAACUCUUCCACUACGACAGCACAAAUGCCGUCAACUGGGGAAUGCGAGAAUACAAGAUAUACCCUUAUGAGUUGCUUUUGGUGACAACCAGGGGGAAAAAUCGCUUGCCCAAAGAUGUGGACAGAACUCGGUUAGAACGCCAUCUGUCUCCAGAGGAAUUUUACCAGGUGUUUGGCAUGACUAUUGCUGAAUUUGAUCGCCUGGCUUUGUGGAAAAGAAAUGAGUUGAAGAAGCAGGCUCGGCUCUUUUGAAAACAGUAUAUAU